This is a messenger RNA of Protopolystoma xenopodis, 405 nucleotides long. NCBI's taxonomy places the organism in Eukaryota, Metazoa, Platyhelminthes, Monogenea, Polystomatidea, Polystomatidae. The record is from the annotation of a GenBank genome assembly.
AUGGGAGCUGCUAACGAGCCCGCCUCCUCUGGAGGCUUUUGUUUCUCGACCAAUCACAGUGCCCUGUCGGUAUCAGUUGUCAGGUCGUCCAAUACAAAGUUGGAUUUUGUGCUUACUUCACAUCCAACAAUCAUCAAAAACGAGAACACACCCCAAAUGAGCAGUCUCCUGGCCAUACAUGGUGACACAGUGGAGCAUUCUAAUGCAUGCGAGACGUCGAGCAUCUCUAAGAAAUGUCGAUGCCUUUCAUUGUCAUUAAAGGUCAGCAUGAUCUUCCAUCAAGUGCGUAAUCGUCAGGCCUAUCGAUACCCAUCCAUCAUUCCGACUUUCUUGACGGAGCAAGCCUCCCUCCACUCACAUCGAUUGAGAACCACGUGCGUGUCACUAGACGGCCUACGCUUGUGA